AUGGAUGGUGAUGAUGUGCCAAAGUCCAAGAUGGAGUUUAAUUCGUUAGAAGAUUUAAUGAGUUAUUAUAAGGAAUAUGGUAAGAAAUGUGGGUUUGGGGUGAUGACAAAGAGGAGUGAGAGGGGAGAGGAUGGGACUGUUAGAUAUGUCACACUUGCCUGUGCCCGUGGUGGGAAGGCUCAGAAUCGGAUUUUGAACGUUGCCAACCCUCGUCCGACAGGAAAGACAGAAUGUAAGGCAAAGAUUAAUGCCUCAAAAACUGCUGACGGAAAGUUUCGGCUGAAUACAGUUCACAAUAUCCAUAAUCACAACCUGAGCCCAAAGAAAUCACGCUUCUUUCGAUGUAAUCGAGAAGUAAGUGAAACUGUAAAAAGAGUCCUUGAUACAAAUGAUAUGGCUGGGAUUCGUAUGAAUAAGAGUUUCGGAUCGCUUGUUGUUGGUGCGGGUGGAUUUGAGAACCUCCCAUUUUUGGAAAAGGAUUGCCGUAACUACAUCGACAAGGCACGACAUCUACGACUGGGCGCAGGUGGUGCUGGGGCGUUGCAAGACUACUUUUUAAUAAUGCAGUACAAAAAUCCGGGGUUCUUUGCAUUGAUGGACCUGGAUGAUGAUGGUAGGUUAAAGAAUGUAUUCUGGGCAGACCCCCGGAGUAGAGCUGCGUACCAAUAUUUCGGUGAUGUGGUCACAUUCGACACCACAUACCUGACGAACCGAUAUGGGAUGCCCUUUGCACCAUUUGUUGGUGUAAACCACCAUAGGCAAUCAAUUUUGUUGGGAGCUGGCUUGAUUUCCUCAGAGGAUACUGAGACCUUCGUGUGGUUAUUCCGGACCUGGUUGCAGUGUAUGGAUGGUAUAGCGCCGAAGGCUAUUAUCACUGAUCAAGACAGAGCGAUGAAAAAUGCCAUUUCAAUUGUUUUCCCCGAAAGCCGACAUCGAUUUUGCCUUUGGCAUAUACUUAAGAAAGUCCCUGAAAAGCUUGGAAGCUAUGGUUCCUACAAAUCUGGAUUGAAAACUACACUAAUGAAAUGUGUGUAUGACACCCAAACUCGGGAAGAGUUUGAGAAUUGUUGGGAUCGGUUCAUCACCACGUACAACUUGCAUGAGAAUGUGUGGUUGAAGAGUCUAUACACUGAGCGUGAGUACUGGACAAACCUGAAAGAGUUUGUCGAUCAAUAUGAUAAUGCCUUGAAAAAGAAAAUUGAGAACGAAAAUGUUGCGGACUUCCACUCAUUUAAUGUCACAAUUCCCUGCAUCUCUAGAUCUCCAAUUGAAAAGAGAUAUCAAGAUUUGUACACCAAUGGGAAGUUUAGGGAAGUUCAGCAACAACUUGCCCGCGUCAUCGACUUGGACCCAGUUUUACUCAAGGUGGACGGUACAGUAAAGACCUUUGUAGUAGAGGAUGAAGUUUGUCUCGAAGAGUUCACGAAGUUGGUUACACAUUCAGUCCAGUUUAGUCAGGAAGAUACAGGUGCUGCAAAGUGUUCUUGUGGUUUAUUUGAAAUGAGGGGGAUAGUGUGCCGGCACAUCUUCGCUGUUUUCAAAUGUAACGGGGUUAAAUCAUUGCCAGAUAGAUGA
Messenger RNA from Carya illinoinensis, 1575 nucleotides. RefSeq names its product protein FAR1-RELATED SEQUENCE 5-like. The transcript is spliced from 3 exons. The coding region runs from base 1 to 1575 and encodes 524 amino acids. The record is from RefSeq and is a predicted model, not a curated record. Gene Ontology annotation, molecular function: zinc ion binding. NCBI's taxonomy places the organism in Eukaryota, Viridiplantae, Streptophyta, Magnoliopsida, Fagales, Juglandaceae.